CAACCAUAACUCAGGUACCCACUACACAGGAUGAACAUUCUACAGCCUUCAAGUCUAUAUCUCCUCCUCCUUAUCCAAUGUACCCUGAGGUGACAUUUUCACCUCCAGUCCAGAUUCAGACUCAGCAUACAAACCUGCCUCAAGUCACAGUCAAGCCUCUGGACCUGGAAAUUACCCAAACUCCACAACGUACUACAGAGGCUACACCUUCUACUACCAUGCAAAUGACCCUAAUUCAGUCUACAGAGCCACUAAAGGAGCUCGUAACUCAGUCCCCAGGGUACAAUGAGAUGACAGUUUCAACAGCAGGUCAGCAUCAAGCUCAGCACCCAACAUUAUCCAGUGUCAUAGCUCAGCCUUCCAAGAUGGAGCUAACCAUAACUCUGGUACCCACUGCAAAAGCUGGCCAUUCUCCAUCCCUGAAGAAGACUACAGAUCUACAUCCAGGCCAGGUUCAGACUCAGCACUCAACACUAACUGAAGUCACAGAUCAACCCCUGAAUGCGGCUGCCACCAUAAAUGUCUGUGAGCUCUGCACCUGCAAAGAUGAGACACUUUCAUGCACUGGCCUCAGCCCAGUGCAGAAGCUUCACAGAGUUCCUGUACCAGAGCCCAACAGCUACAAUGGCACCUUCAGCAUAUUAAAUUUCCAAGGAAACUCGAUUUCUUUCAUUGAUGAAAAUGUAUGGAAAGCAUACCGCUGGGCUGAGACACUAAUCCUCAGUGAAAAUGACUUGACUGAAUUACAUAAGGACUCAUUUGAAGGCCUGCUAUCCCUCCAACACUUAGAUUUAUCCUGCAAUAAAAUAGAGUUUAUCGAAAGACGUGCAUUUGAGUCACUCCCUUUUUUGCAGUCUAUAAAUCUUGGUUGCAAUUUACUGACAGAACUGAGCUUUGGAACAUUUCAGGCGUGGCAUGGAAUGCAGUUUUUGCACAAUGUAAAUCUCAAUCGUAAUCCUCUGAAAAACGUUGAAGAUUCGUAUCUUUUUAAACUGCCAGCAUUAAAAUAUCUGAUCUUACCCAGCCAUAUGGCCUGCUGCCUCUGCCAAUUUAAACAUACUAUCGAGGUUGUCUGCAACACCGUCAAGCUUCACUGUGACAAUGAAUGCCUGCCAAAUACGACACAUUGCCUUGAAGAAGCAUCUAUAGGGAACCCAAAGGGGGCAUUCAUGAAGAUAUUGCAAGCCCGGAAGAACAACACCAGCAAGCAGCUGACUAUUGAGCCAGGGAACCCAGUAUCAGAGAGAAACACGUGGACUUCCCAGGCCGCAGAUGGCUGGGAAAGGCCUCUGUUCCCUGCACUGCGGAGUCUCAUAAACUCCCCCUCCGGAGAGGCUUUCUCAUCCCCUGGAGGCCUGCAUUCUCAGGGGAGUCCUCCUCUGAGAGAACCUUCUAUAGAAGACACUAGGGAGGAAAACCAUUCCGGAGGGCGUGUUUUUGAAGAAAACAUUUUGCCAGAAAACACCACUGCACAUGAAGAAAUGCUCCCUGGUGACAAAAUGCACACAGAUCCUUCAGCUACAGAUUCUGCUGGGACCGAGUUCGACCUAAUGCCGACUGUGGACCAAACCAAGGAAACACAGUGGGAAUACCCCAAGGGCACUGAAGCCCCCACCAUGCCCGUAGGCUUCACCUACCCUGUGAUGCUGUCCCAGGGAGAACAGUUUGAAAUUCAGCUGAAUCAACAGCUACAGUCCCUCAUCCCCAACACUGACGUGAGAAGGCUCAUUUCUCACGUCAUCCGCACUCUGAAAAUGGACUGCUCUGAGGCCCAGGUGCAACUGCCCUGUGCCAAGCUCAUCUCCAAAACAGGCAUCCUGAUGAAGCUCCUCAGUGAGCAGCAGGAAGAAAAGAUAGCCAAGGAAGAAUGGGACACAGAGCAGUGGAGGACCGAGACCUAUAUCAAUGAGAGUACAGAAGCCCCGAGUGGACAGAAAGAGCAGGAGUCGAGUAUGAGGACAGGAGAUCUGCACUUUCCCAUCCCUUAG
Oryctolagus cuniculus (rabbit) is the source of this 1988-nucleotide messenger RNA. Lineage: Eukaryota; Metazoa; Chordata; Mammalia; Lagomorpha; Leporidae. The record is from RefSeq and is a predicted model, not a curated record.